This is a messenger RNA of Microplitis mediator, 1611 nucleotides long. RefSeq lists its product as uncharacterized. The coding region runs from base 1 to 1611 and encodes 536 amino acids. NCBI's taxonomy places the organism in Eukaryota, Metazoa, Arthropoda, Insecta, Hymenoptera, Braconidae. Gene Ontology annotation, molecular function: zinc ion binding; nucleic acid binding. The transcript has a single exon. The record is from RefSeq and is a predicted model, not a curated record.
AUGAAGCAACAGAGUAAUAAGAAUUCGUUUACGGAGCAGGGGAGGGAUACCCCAGCCACGGCAAUGUCAGGUGGGUUAGCAGCACCUGCGGGGUCGACAUUCAUCUACUGCUCGACGCCCUCGGUUGACCACUUGGCCGAGGGAGCAGCAAACGUCGACCCGUCAAGUGAAGGACAGGUUACAACUUUUAGAAACCUAGUGACGGAGAGUCUCACAUCAAGAGAUAUGGCAAUUUCAAGGGAGGACUCUGGCCUCCAGGAAUUGCAAGAGGUCCUGAAGGAGACCCUUCGGACCAUUGUAAAAAAGAGGACGGUCGCGAACGAGGUGACUGCUGGUGUUAAAGAGGCAUCGCUAAUUCUGACGCAGCUUUUGACACACCGCAAAACCUGGAAGGACGCCCAGAGAAAACUGGCGUCCACAGAAUUGAAGGAACGAGAGCACCUUCUCCAAGAGCUGCAGCGACGGGAACAACUCCUAAAAGAAUCACGGCAAAUGAAGACGCCAAAAAGGAAAACGGAGAAAGCACCUAAGCGGAAGGAAACAGAACACUCCAGCCCGCCAAAAGGGCCUCAAGAGUCCGUCGUUCUUUCUUACGCUGAGGUUACAACCGGAGACAACACUCCCUGUAACAAUGAGGCCCCGAAAGGGAAGCGCCCCUUGUCAUCACCCGAGGAGGGUGAAAGGGAGCAGAAAAAGAAGAAGGACAAGGAGACUGCGGAUAAGAAACCAAGUGACGAGCAAUUCAUCGUUGUGGAGAGAAAAAGGAAAAGGAAGAAACGAAAAAAGAAGGAGAUGGCGGCAGCUGCAGGGACGAGUGGAGCGGAGAGACCGGGACAGGAUGGGACAGCAAAUGGACCAACGACGGAACGGACCACAGCAUCCAAGGAGGCCAAGCAGCGGAAGAGGCGACAACGGGCGGAGGCCGUUUUGAUCACAUCAGGUGAGUCGAGAUCGUCUGGGGAAGUUUUGAAAGCAUUGCGAUCGAAACUCUCUCCGGAGGAUCUUACUACUAGUGUAAGAUCAAUAAGGACAGCCAGGAAAGGCGGUCUUCUUAUUGAGUUCGAGGGAUCUGUCAAAGAUCGCUCCGCUCUCGAUAGGAAGAUUACCGAGGCGGCUGGUGGAGUUGUCGCGGUGCGCCAUCUCGUCCCUACCACUACGGUGGUUAUUGACGCGCUGGACGCUGCGACAACAGUUGAUGAGGUAAGGGCAACCUUGCGUCGGAGCAUCGGUGAAGGUGCGGACGAGCUCAAAGUUAAUAUAACUAAACCCAAUAAAUGGGGAGCUGUCCGUGCCUUCAUUGAGGCAAGAUGCGCGGUCGCCACUGCCUUAGAGGCCUUGGGAAAGGUCAAAGUGGGCUGGUUGGUCUGCCGUAUCCGCCGCUGGGAACGGCUCGAUCGAUGCUUUCGCUGCCAUGGUCUUGGUCAUUCGGCCGGAUCAUGUAAGGUGGAAGUUGAUCGGUCGAGUCUUUGCUGGCGUUGCGGCCAGGCGGACCACCAGGCCAAGGCCUGUCCUAAUCCACCACGCUGCCACCUCUGUGCGGCAGUAGGAGACGGGCGAUCUGUGGAUCACACAAUCGGUUCGAGGCGUUGCACUUCUCAUAAAAAUGGCUAA